AUGUUUAUUUGUAGACUCUACAAUAAAGAACUAGCAGUCAUAUUAAAACACGGUUCAGCAUUUGAGAUCCAUGUGAAGUUCGUGGCGAAACAGCAAAUAGAAACAUUUGAAUGUGAAUUCUGUCAUCCGAUAUUUAAAUCCAGCAGCCGUGCGGUCGGGCGAGCGAGAAGUUUCCACGGGCUGGAGGCUGCGGGGGUUGGAGGGGAGAGGGUGGAAGGGAGAGGGGGGAGGGUGCUCCGGGGCGAGGGGCGAGGGGGACUCUAA
Molecule: messenger RNA, 264 nt
Organism: Danaus chrysippus (African queen)
Lineage: Eukaryota; Metazoa; Arthropoda; Insecta; Lepidoptera; Nymphalidae
Source: the annotation of a GenBank genome assembly